CCCCCCCAGCCGCGCGCUAGCCGCAGGCUCUAGCUACCGGGGUGGACCCGCGGACUGAUCCCCUGACUGGGCAGGUUUCGGGGCGCGGGGCGCUUUUCUGCGCGGAGGGCGGGGAAGCGCGCUAACUUCGCUGUCCCACCUGCUCCGUCCGGCCCCUGGCCGCGGUGCAGCCAUUGAGUCCGCAGCCUUGGCUGGAGAGCAGGGGCCACACAGGCAGAGCAGAAAGUGAAAGUAACUUGUGCACGCGGAAGUCCCAUGGGAAAAGCAGAGCCCCGCGGAGCCAGCGGGUCUGCCCCAAGGAAGAUGCGGCCAGAGGGCUGGUGAGUCCGGGAACUCCCGCUCCUUCGCACAGCAGCGCCUGGCGCAGCCUGGCCCGGCGGAUUCUGCACUCCCAGAGCCUCCCCUCGCGCUCUGCACCAGCCUCGCACCAUGCACAAGCCUCUGCCACCACCAUGACCGAGAAGCCACCAGCGCAGCGCUCUCCACCUCUCCCUGCGGACAAUGUUCCAUGGUCAGAUUGGUAGCAACCUUGUGUUUCCUUUGUCUUCCUCUGCAGAGUAUGUGUGCCAGUCACUUGCCAGGGUUAUCUGGUUUUUUUUAGGUCUGUGUUUGGGAUUCUGCCACUGUUCAUAGUUCUGUUGCCAGUAAAUUCAUCUACUUGUGUGAUGGAAAAUACAACUGUAAUACGUGAAAAGUAUGAGAAUAUCCUAAGCCACGAUAUUGAUUUGCUGGAAAAUAUGUCUGAAGAGUAUCGUGACAGGUGCUGCAGGAAUAAAAGACAUGAAAACCCCAGUGCAAUUUUCUGCAAUGAUACUCAGGAAAUAAGGUCAUUACAGAAUAUGGCAUGUGACUUGCUUAAAUUCUUUAAUAAACAAAAGAUCAACAAAGAUUUCAGAUGGCAAACUGCUGUGGUUUCAUGUAUGACAUUAGAAAUUCUACAGUGCAGAUGUGAUAGGGGGAGCAAAAAUAGAAAGGUUUGCAUAUUGGUUACACAAACCAGCAAAGACACAACAGGGGCACAAGGCCCCAAGAAAAAAUGUUGCCAAGAAUUAUGUGAACUAAAGGAAACUAUAUCUAGUCUCAGAUCCUGCUGGAAUAAGUUUGAAAAAGAUAUUGCUAGUCCUGAUGAGACGAUCCUAUGCCUUGUUCCUGGGGACAAAGCCAUUGGAAACCAACAAAUUGAACUGCUGAAGUACAAGAGGUGGAAGCUAACAACACAAUUGGAAGCAAAGACAAACAGAAUAGAAUGCUGUAGCCCCACCUUCACACAAUGAAAAGUACUUAGACUCUGUAGCUAUCUACAAGUACUUGGUCAUGUUUUUUGAGUACCUUUAUAUGACUUUAAGGUGAGAAGAAACUUUUUAGAUGCCUGCUGCGAUGCCUACUGCCUUGGAAACUGCAAGGAAAGAAAAAUGUCAAAUUAAUAGGAUGUUUUAUGUAACCACAUCAUGGAUCAAAAUUAACAGUUAUGCUAGUUAAGAAUGGCUCCUGAGCCAGUUCUGCUGAUGCAAUAAUAUUUGAAGUACUGGUAUCUGAUGGGAUCUGCAAGCUGCUUUUAAGGCCAAAAAAAUGAAACCAGGUCUCUGCCACAGGAAAGGUAUGGGAAUGAAUUAUUUUUACUCAGCCUAGGGAGAGGUAUCAGUUUUGGAGGGAUCUAGCACAGAUGCUGCUGAAGUAGCUAGAGGCAAGACACAGUAAGGCCUGUGGAUACAGAAAAGGGUAGCUCCUGAACAUGAGGAAGAUCAGCUAACUGGAGAAAAUACUAGCUUUGUGGAUUUGGUAAUCACAGUUAGCUGCAGGAAUAGUUAGAAUAGCUUACAUUAAUUGUGAUGACUUUAGUGUAUAUAUUUUACAUAGUGUAUUUAACAUAAAACAGACAUGACUUAAGAUAUGUAUGAGUAUUUUCAGAGAAUAAUAUAUUGGCAUUUUACUAAUUAUAUGUCCAUAUUUAAUUUUUGAUGAAUUUAUAAAUAUUUAUUAGUUGCUUAUACCUCACAAUUUCUUACUUAGAUAUUACUACUCCUUUUGUAACAAAACCCACUUGUAAUAUAUCUAACAAAAUGG
Caretta caretta (loggerhead turtle) is the source of this 2064-nucleotide messenger RNA. RefSeq names its product interleukin 7 (gene IL7). Gene Ontology annotation, molecular function: growth factor activity; interleukin-7 receptor binding. Gene Ontology annotation, biological process: immune response. Gene Ontology annotation, cellular component: extracellular region. NCBI's taxonomy places the organism in Eukaryota, Metazoa, Chordata, Testudines, Cheloniidae. The record is from RefSeq and is a predicted model, not a curated record.